AUGAAGCUCCCAAGUCAGAGAGCUGCUCCGGCUGAGAGCCCACCACAGAAGUUGACCACAAUCUUCCAGUUUCGUAACUUUAGAAGAGAUUUCACCCGUCAGUUAGAUGACAUAGUCGGUGCUCUAAACGAGCAGGUCUUCUCGUUCCGAACAAUAGGCUUGUUGCUUCAAGGUGAGCAUCACCAAGUCACAGAGUUCGUUGUGAAGACCCCAGACUUGGCUGACGAUCCUGACCUGAAGCUUCAUGUUGAAAAAGCUCGUACAAGAAACGGUGUAACCAGCUUUGGGGCAGGGCCGAAUUUUGCAAACAACAUGCUUGUUUUUGAAGUGCUUCAUACAUACCACAAAUUUGACUGGUCGAACCUCGAGAUGCCUAUGCCAAUAGUAGGGAGAUGCGCCUUGGCUGUCGGAGAAGAGAGGCAGAUUUUCCCAGGUCCAAAGUUCCCUAUGUCGCAUCAGCUCUAUGGAUUUGGGUCUGAAUUGGAGAAGGGCUCAACUCAUUAUCAUGCACUGAGCGGUGGAAGUUUUAAAUUUGAAGCACACUUUGAGCAAGUCCCGUGGAUCCGUCAAGAGCCUUACUCUCGUAUUGUGCUUCCCGGGAUGUAUGUACCAAGCUUCCUUUUCUUGAGUGUAAAGGUUGCCCAUCGUCGUAUUCUUGAUAUGUUGCUCGAGGAGCCUUUACACUUGACCAAUGUCCGUGUGGAGUUUCAAGAAUUCAGUUGCGUACCUAACAAGUACCUUCAAUCGACAGAAGUCCGGAGCAAGGUGCUAGUCGACAAGAAAAUAUCCAUGGAGAUCUUCCGAGUUAACAGGUUACUCACACUACCCGAUAACUUCUAUGAUUGCUUCAUUAGAACAUACGGGUUGAAAAUCACAGUAGCACUUUCCCACAAAAGUGGUCCCAGCUUCAAUGCUUCUGCGUUUGUCGAGCUCAAUGUGGCACAGGAGAAGUAUGAAAGAAUCCAUGAGAAGGACAUAUUCAACCCACGCUAUAUGGGAACUGACGGAAUCGAAACUUGUUAUGGCACGCAUAGCUCGUUGAAGCCUUUCCAAACAUCUGAACCAACUGACGAUAGCUUGUCAUCCUUCAGCCGUCUAAAUGCAGAUGAAGCUACCGGAAAGUUCCAACGAUACUGCUUCCUGAUGCACAACAACCGCGAGAAAGGAUGCUUCUUACUAUCGGCCGAUAUCAUGAAGGGACCGAAAUUCGCUGAUAGCAGAAUGGAGUUGCACUCUCAAUUGAAUUCCACGUCAGACCUGGCGGAGGAGUUACACUCUCAAUUGAGUACAAGCGACAAUCCUCUUUGGGAUUUUGUGGUCUUACGAAAGAAACAAAUUCAACAAAGCGGCAUCAGGCUCGAGGGAAAUAUGGAGCUUGCUUUAUUGGUUAAAGUAGAGGAUUCCUUAUGGUCGGGAGAUUUCCUUGGGGGCGAUCAUCCUGUCAAGGAGUAUCUCCUUAACGUCGACAGCCCUGAGAUUCUUCCAGAGACUCGUGACGCUCUUAAGCUAAAAGUCAUAUUGGAGGAAAAAGCCCAGAGAGAUCAGCCUGGUAGGUAUUAUUUGAAGUGGCUUCAAGCAAGAUGCUUGCGAGAGACACGCUUUGCCACUACUUCAAGCCAGUCUUACCCUACAACGCUGGCGCAGAUCGAUGAAACCCUCCAGCAGAUACCGGUUGAUAGAGUUACGAGAAUAUCCGAUCCAAAUGACCCGGCACACCUCUUUUGCAGGGCCCAUCGGAUGCGGCUCAAAGCAGCGAAGGAUAAGAGGUGCAAGCCAGAACUUGAUCACCUCGAGCAGUUGCUCAAAAUCGAGCUUAUCCGGCUUCGUGAACGCACUAAGAGCCCACCACAGAAGUUGACCACGAUCUUCCAGUUUCGUAACUUUAGAAGAAAUUUCCAUCGUCAGUUAGAUGACAUAGUCGGUGCUCUAAACGAGCAGGUCUUCUCGUUCCGAACAAUAGGUUUGUUGCUUCAAGGUGAGCAUCACCAAGUCACAGAGUUCGUUGUGAAGACCCCAGACUUGGCUGACGAUCCUGACCUGAAGCUUCAUGUUGAAAAAGCUCGUACAAGAAACGGUGUAACCAGCUUUGGGGCAGGGCCGAAUUUUGCAAACAACAUGCUUGUUUUUGAAGUGCUUCAUACAUACCACACAUUUGACUGGUCGGACCUGGAGAUGCCUAUGCCAAUAGUAGGGAGAUGCUUUUUAGUGGCCGGGGAAGACAAGCGGGUUUUCCCAGGUCCAAAGUUCCCAAUGUCGCAUCAGCUCUAUGGAUUUGAGUCAGAAUUGGAGAUGGGCUCAACUCAUGAUGUUGCCCCGAACGGAAAAAGACUUGAAUUCAGAGCGGAGUUUGAGCAACCGUCAUGGAUUCUUCAGGAGGCCUACCACCGUAUUGUUGUUCCCGGGAUGCACGUACCUAGCUUUCUCCCCUUAACUUUACGCAUUGUCGAUGAGCGUUGUUCGGAUGACAGGCUCAAGGAGCCUUUCCACUUGACGACAAUCCGGGUCGAGUUACAAGAGUUCAGCUGCGUACCUAGCAAAUGCCUUCAAUCGACAGAAGUCCGGAGUCAGGUGUUGCUCGAGAAGAAAUUGUUCCAGGAGAUCAGCAUGCUAAACAGACAUAUCACGAUACCCGUCGCAAUGUAUGACUGUGUGAUUCCAGAAGUGGGCCCCACGUUUUUCACGGAAGGCUUCAUUAGAACCUACGGGUUGAAAAUCACAGUAGCACUUUCCCACAAAAGUGGUCCCAGCUUCAAUGCUUCUGCGUUUGUCGAGCUCAAUGUGGCACAGGAGAAGUAUGAAAGAAUACAUGAGAAAGACAUAUUCAACCCACGCAGUUUAGGAACUGAAGGAACCGAAUCUUAUGCCCAAUAUUUCCGUGUGAAGCUUUUGCAAAAGUUUGGUCCCACUGACGAUAUGGCUCCGAAGCCCCACAUGGAAACCAAGUGGCUUCUCUGGUUGGACAACCAGGGUUAUUGA
This is a messenger RNA of Candidozyma duobushaemuli, 2976 nucleotides long. RefSeq lists its product as uncharacterized. Lineage: Eukaryota; Fungi; Ascomycota; Pichiomycetes; Serinales; Metschnikowiaceae. Bases 1 to 2976 code for a protein of 991 amino acids. The transcript is spliced from 5 exons. The record is from RefSeq and is a predicted model, not a curated record.